This is a messenger RNA of Naegleria fowleri, 1554 nucleotides long. RefSeq lists its product as uncharacterized. Gene Ontology annotation, cellular component: guanylate cyclase complex, soluble. Bases 1 to 1554 code for a protein of 517 amino acids. Gene Ontology annotation, biological process: response to oxygen levels; cyclic nucleotide biosynthetic process. NCBI's taxonomy places the organism in Eukaryota, Heterolobosea, Eutetramitea, Acrasida, Naegleriidae. The transcript has 2 exons. Gene Ontology annotation, molecular function: guanylate cyclase activity. The record is from RefSeq and is a predicted model, not a curated record.
AUGUUAAAUUCAACAACUCUGGAUUAUGUGAUUACCACAGAUCUAACAGUCGAAGACAUUAAUAUCUAUCUUAGAUCUAUCACAAUUAGUCCUAACUCAAGAAUAUAUCUAAUAUCUUCUUUAACAUCAGAAAUGGUGGCAUGUUCAAGCGAAAACGAGAUCCUCUAUAUAUUUAAUCGUGAUUAUCCUCACAAGCUUGAACGGAAAACUCUGAGUGAAAGCAAUAUUACAGAUGUCGCUUUGGUUGGUAAACAACUCUUCAAUAAGUAUGGCUCCAAUCUCAAGGGUGUGAAAAACACAGAGGUCAACAAGUAUACUGUACGUGACAAUACAUAUCUAGUAUUGAUGAACGAAGUGGAGGAUACCCACAAUUUGAAUUGGAAGAUAGUAAUCAUGAUGUCAGUGGAUGAUUUCAUGGAUCCUGUAACAAAAUUUAGAAAUAUUACUCUCAUAGUGGAUGGUAUUGUCCUUGUGUUAUCAUUAUUUGUAGCUGUAUUAGUAAGCAUUACUAUAACAACUCCUCUCCAUAGGCUUGGCUAUGACAUGCAAGAGAUUGCUCAAUUAAACGAAACAGAGCCAAGGAAAAAGCAACCAAUCGUUUUUCAUGAAGUUAAAAAGUUGCAGCACCAUUUUGAGAAAAUGGCUCAUGCUGUUCAAGCAUUUAUGAAAUAUGUGCCAAAAGAAAUUGUGAAAGGAUUUGUCGUUGAAGAGAAUCAGGCAUAUUUCGAGCUUGGAGUCUCUCAGAAACACAUUGGUAUCCUAUUUUCUGAUAUUAAGAAUUUCACAACUAUAUGUGAAAGCUCUGACCCACGAUCCUUAAUUUCCAUGCUUGGAAAAUAUUUCGAAAUCACAUCAGGCGUGGUAUAUUCAAAUAUGGGCGUAUUGGAUAAAUACAUUGGAGAUUCUCUUAUGGCAUUGUUUGGUGCUCCAAACACUUUCGAAAAUUAUGUUUUUCAUUGCUGUAAUGCUGCGUAUGAAAUGCAAGGAGCGUUAACACCCUUCAAUGAUCAGUUGGAGAAGGAAGGAAAGCCAACCUUGUAUACUCGUGUUGGUUGCUCAUGUGGAAAUGUAUUGAUUGGAAACAUUGGUAGCUCAUACAGAUACUCCUACACAUGUUUAGGUGACCAUGUAAAUCUUGCUUCGAGAUUAGAAGGUCUGAACAAGCAAUAUGGUACCAACAUUAUGGUCUCUGAGGCAUGCUAUGAAAUUGUAAAAACAAAUUUCUUAUUUAGAAUUCUGGACGUUGUGGCCGUUAAGGGAAAAACAAAAGGAGUUAAGGUGUUUGAAAUUGUCGCCAGAACAUGUUUUCCAGGGUCGUCUCGAAAAGAAUCUCUUGAUCCCAAAAAAGUUGAAUACUGUGAAAUGUAUAAUACAAUCAUUGAAGAAUACUAUCUUAAGAAACAAUUCGCUGUUGCAGAGCGAGAACUCUCUCGAUUCCUGGAGAAAUUCCCUGAGGAUUAUGCUGCAAUGAUCAUGCUUGAGAGAUGUCAGUCAUAUUUAAAGUAUCCUCCUCCAGAAUCGUGGAAUGGAGUACAUGUGGCCACCGAAAAGUGA